Messenger RNA from Gavia stellata (red-throated loon), 6462 nucleotides. RefSeq names its product glutamate rich 3 (gene ERICH3). The coding region runs from base 1 to 6462 and encodes 2153 amino acids. The record is from RefSeq and is a predicted model, not a curated record. The transcript has 15 exons. NCBI's taxonomy places the organism in Eukaryota, Metazoa, Chordata, Aves, Gaviiformes, Gaviidae.
AUGGCCCGCUCCCAACUAAACGUGCCUAAAACCUACUGGGGGAGGGCGAACCGGUCAGCUGAAAUAAGCGUGAAAACUGGCAGAAGCUCCAGACUUCUGGCAACCUACAAUAGCCUUACAGACAAACACCUGGCUGGAUAUUUCAGCAAUAUCAGGAUGAGACGACAUCUUCGGAGAUCAGGACUGAUCUCAAGGAGUGGAAGAAUAAUAUCUCAGAAAGAAUACCAGCUAAAUGCGAUGAGGAGGGAUCACCAAAGACACAUACAGGAGUGCCUGGCUCGGCUCAUAUUUCGUAAGAUCCAUGACAUGGAGCGUCAUCAUCAGCUGGAAAUGAAAAGGAAACUUGAAAAUUCUCUGAGGAAGGACAGGGUGCAGAAAAUCAAGGUGGAGCAGUUCAGAAGAUCAGUGGAAGGUGCUAGCCCUGUGCGCUCCCCACAUCCACCUCUUGGUCCGAGAAAUCAUUAUAGGCCCCGUCCUCCAGUGGCUGGAGAACCAGCUGGUCACUCACAACUGAGGGCACCUGGACCUGUAGUUGAUUGUAAUGGUGGAUAUCCUUCUCAUCAACCCCAAUCCAAGGAGCCUGCCAUUUCUAAGAUGGCUCCCUUGCGACCAAAUACAGUUCCAGGAAAUACGCAACGCUCGGUUCGCCUGCGACGACUUCGCAGCUGUGCUGCAGCAGGGUCUCUACCAAAGACUUCAAGCUCUGAAGAAAAGUGCCACGCACCUGAAAAUGACCAGCAGUUUGCCAGUGGGGGAGAGAGGAGUGGGUUAAGACCUAAGAAUUCAGUGGAACAUGUGACUGGUAUAUCCCCAUAUCAAGUCUCUGUCGUUAACAAUUAUGUGAUACCAGUGCCACAUCCUCCCCUACAAAAAGGAAACAAGAGCGAAAAUGCAGUGAGAAAUGGGAUGCCCAGAGGCAGACGAUUUCGCCCCGCCACUGCACCAAACGAUUUAGAGCAACUUCUAACAAAAAAUUCUGGAGGAUUCCCUAAGCCCCCGUUACACAGCAACGCACUUGUUACCAUGGUCUUUCUAGGAAAAAGUGUGCAUUUAGCUCAUGCUGAUGCUGAUUAUAGAGAUGAAAUCAAAGUCUAUCAGCAGCAUUGUGGAGGAGAAAACCUUUGUGUCUACAAAGGCAAUCUAUUGGAAGGAGAGAGCUUUCAGUUCGUCUCAAAGAGGCACCAUGGUUUCCCAUUCAGCCUCACCUUUUUUCUCAAUGGGAUGCAAGUGGACAGGCUGAGCUGUUGCUGUGAGUACAAACAUCAGAAGCAUUCCAGGCUGGGAGGCAGAAGUGGAUACUUCGGGUUUCUCAAUGUGGAGGGAGCAUCUCCUUGCUACAGGUGCAUUAUUGCAAUGCAUCCGGACAAAAAGCCAUCGCCUCCCAAGAGAAACAUGGAGGACCAUGAGGAAAAGCAUGUCGGUUCCUGGAGAGAUGAAGCGUGCAGUGAGCCAAGUAAAAGCAGUGUUGAGCAGAAAUCAAGCAAAGAUUCAGUGCCAGUCAUCUCACCAGGUCAUGAAGCGAUUGUGGAAACUAUUGAGGACAAAAUGGAGACUGGAGAGGAGUACGGAAAAGAAGAAAGGAAAAAACUGUCUGAUCGUGAGAGUGAAGCUAGUCAGGAAGAAACUGAUAAAAAUGAGUAUGAUGAAGAUUUUGAAGCAGAUGAAGAAUUUAAUGAAGAGGAACAGACCGGUGAUCAAAUGAAUGGCAUGUCAAAGUCAUCCUCAGAUGAUAAAACCCAUAAUUUAGACUAUGAAAAGGAGAGUCAAAACUCAUCACAGGAGGCACUGCAGGACUCUGACAGUGAGAAAGAUGAAAGUGAUGGAUAUUCUGACAGUGACUCAGAGGAUGAUCAGGAAGAUAGGAGGCCUGCACACUCUUGCUCAUCCAUCAGUAAUCUGUACAGCAGCGAAGAUGACUCUUAUGCUGAAACGAUGAAAGACAAUGUUAAGGGCGAAGAGGAGUAUAAUGUCAAAAGAGCAUCUGAUAACGCUGCACAUGCCCAAUAUGGAAAUGAGGAGAAUAAGCUGCUCAGAAUGGAGGAAAAUCAGAAAACUUUUGCACUGGAAAAGGAAGGACUAGAUGAAGCCGAAAAGGCAAACCCAGAAGAUCUAACAGCAAGGAAAAAGACCGGAAUUUUUCGGGAAAAUAUAAUGGCAAUACAGCAUCAAAGUCCUGAAGUUAAUGGGGAACUCAAACAGGCCGUGUCAGUAGAAAGUAACAUAGUCAGACUAGUCAUAGCAGACUACUGGAUGACUUCUACUCCCCUUUUGCUUUUUAAUGGUUUCUCUUUCUUAUUCCUCUUUCUUAACUUUGUGAUAGUUUUUGAAGAUUGGCAACCAGUCCAGAAGGAAAUAGCAAAGGCAAUUGGAAAUCUUCAUCCUGUGAAUUCUGAACCUGAACCUAGUGAUUCCUGUGAAGAUGAGGAAGAGGAGAACAUAACAAGUACAAAGCAUGAUGCCAAUGAAGCACCAGAUGGAGCUUUCUUGGCAAAGGGAACAAGAACACUUGACGUGGAGAAGGCAGCAGGACAAGUGGUACGAGAAGGGCAGAUGGUAGGGGAGAGACAAGCACUUGAGGAGGAAGAUUUUGUUGCUGAGGGAGGAGAUGCUCGCACCGAAGAGGCGGGAGAAGGAAUGGCACGGGUGGGAGAUUUACUGCCCAAGGAAGACACAGGGGCUGUGCUGCAGGCGGAGGAAUCUGCGCCUGAGGAGAGCGCCAUGGCAGAAGAAGAUCCCAAAGGAAAGGGGACAGGGAAGGGAGUGGAGUCUGGCGCAGAGGUGGCACCUGGGCAGCAGGAAGUUCUGAUGGAGGGGACGGAGAGCGAGGCAGCAUGGGGAGAGCAGGCACCUGGGGCAGAGGAGCCAGCCAGGGCAGGGGCACUGCUGGGCAGGGAGGCAGAUGGAGCCGUGUCCGAGGGGGAGGAGGUGGCUGGGGAGGUCUCUGACGGAGAAGAGGCUACAGGGUCUCCGGUGAAGGAGGUGGUGGGUGAGACGGUGUCUGAGGCAGAGGAGGCUGUGGAGGAGGGAGGUUUUGCAGGGAAGGGGCUUGAGUCGGGUGCUGUGUCUGAGGCAGAAGAGACUGUGGAUGAUGCUAGCUUGGCAGAAGAAGGGAUUGCUGGGGUAGAUGGCCCGGGAGGAGAAGAGUCUGCAGAGGAAGCUGUUGCUGAAGGGGAGGAGGCUGUGGAUGAUGAUGCUAGCUUGGCAGGAGAAGGGAUUGCUGGGGUAGAUGGCCCUGGAGGAGAGGAGUCUGCAGAGGAAGCUGUUGCUGAAGGGGAGGAGGCUGUGGAUGAUGAUGCCAGCUUGGCAGGAGAAGGUUUUGCCUUGGUAGAUGGCCCUGGAGGAGAAGAGUCUGCAGAGGAAGCUGUUGCUGAAGGGGAGGAGGCUGUGGAUGAUACCAGCCUGGCAGGAGAAGGUUUUGCCUUGGUAGAUGGCCCUGGAGGAGAAGAGUCUGCAGAGGAAGCUGUUGCUGAAGGGGAGGAGACUUUGGAUGAUGAUGCCAGCUUGGCAGGAGAAUGUUUUGAUGGGGUAGAUGGCCCUGGAGGAGAAGAGUCUGCAGAGGAAGCUGUUGCUGAAGGGGAGGAGGCUGUGGAUGAUACCAGCUUGGCAGGAGAAGGUUUUGCCUUGGUAGAUGGCCCUGGAGGAGAAGAGUCUGCAGAGGAAUCUGUUGCUGAAGGGGAGGAGACUGUGGAUGACGAUGCCAGCUUGGCAGGAGAAGUUUUUGCCUUGGUAGAUGGCCCUGGAGGAGAAGAGUCUGCAGAGGAAGCUGUUGCUGAAGGGGAGGAGACUGUGGAUGAUGUCAGCUUGGCAGGAGAAGGUUUUGCCUUGGUAGAUGGCCCUGGAGGAGAAGAGUCUGCAGAGGAAGCUGUUGCUGAAGGGGAGGAGACUGUGGAUGAUGAUGUCAGCUUGGCAGGAGAACGUUUUGCCUUGGUAGAUGGCCCUGGAGGAGAAGAGUCUGCAGAGGAAGCUGUUGCUGAAGGGGAGGAGGCUGUGGAUGAUACCAGCUUGGCAGGAGAAGGUUUUGCCUUGGUAGAUGGCCCUGGAGGAGAAGCGUCUGCAGAGGAAGCUGUUGCUGAAGGGGAGGAGACUGUGCAUGAUGAUGCCAGCUUGGCAGGAGAAGGUUUUGCCUUGGUAGAUGGCCCUGGAGGAGAAGAGUCUGCAGAGGAAGCUGUUGCUGAAGGGGAGGAGGCUGUGGAUGAUGAUGCCAGCUUGGCAGGAGAACGUUUUGAUGGGGUAGAUGGCCCUGGAGGAGAAGAGUCUGCAGAGGAAGAUCUUGCUGAAGGGGAGGAGGCUGUGGAUGAUACCAGCUUGGCAGGAGAAGGUUUUGCCUUGGUAGAUGGCCCGGGAGGAGAAGAGUCUGCAGAGGAAGCUGUUGCUGAAGGGGAGGAGACUGUGGAUGAUGAUGUCAGCUUGGCAGGAGAAUGUUUUGCCUUGGUAGAUAGCCCUGGAGAAGAGUCUGCAGAGGAAGCUGUUUCUGAUGGGAAGGAGACUGUGGGUGAUGUCAGCUUGGCAGGAGAAGGUUUUGCCUUGAUAGAUAUCCCUGGAGAAGCGUCUGCAGAGGAAGCCGUUUCUGAAGGGGAUGAGACUGUGGAUGAUGUCAGCUUGGCAGGAGAAGGUUUUGAUGGGGUAGAUGGCCCUGGAGAAGAGUCUGCAGAGGAAGCUCUUUCUGAAGGGGAGGAGGCUGUGGAUGAUACCAGCUUGGCAGGAGAAGGUUUUGCCUUGGUAGAUGGCCCUGGAGGAGAAGAGUCUGCAGAGGAAGCCAUUUCUGAAGGGGAGGAGGCUGUGGAUGAUGCCAGCUUGGCAGGAGAAGGUUUUGCCGGGGUAGAUGGCCCUGGAGGAGAAGAGUCUGCAGAGGAAGCCAUUUCUGAAGGGGAGGAGGCUGUGGAGAAGCCUGGGGCUCUCUUGGAAACAUUAGGGGAUACAAACGUUUGCUCAGGAGAAGCAAGGCCCAGAGGGGAAGGCUCUGUAAAGCCAAAUGAGUUUUCCCAGCUGAAAGCAUCAGGGGCAGAGUGGAUGGAGAUGGGGAAAGCUGCCAUGGGAGCAGCAACAUCUGAGACUGGCAAGGCAUCAGAGGUAGAAGGGAGCUCUCUCCUGAGAGCGGAGGACACAGUGGAGGAGUCUGUGGAGCCUGGCAAGGGUCCUAUGUUGCAAACAGCACCUGGGUUAGAGGCACUGGUGGAUGCUGGAGGGGAUGACAUAAGUGAAGGGUCAUCUCAGUUGGAGGAGAUCACAACAGUGGAGGAGGAGGAGGGCUCAGCAGAAGCACUUUUGGGUGGAAACCCAUCUCUAGGCAGCAAUGCAAAGACAGAGUGUGCAAUGGAAGAAAAACCCAAUGGAGGGGUGAUGGGAGUACCCGCAGAGAUAACUGGAGCAGAGUCAGGAGGUAGAGAGGAGGUCACGGGUGGAACAGCAUGUCCAAGGGACCUGGCAGCUGGGAUGGAGGGACCGCUGGAGUGUGCUGAGGAGAGAGGGAAGAAGAGGCCUCUGGGUGAGGGGGGGGUGGAGGGACCAGGGCCGCCUGCCCUGUGGCUGUGUGUGAGCAGGGCCAGGGAGGCGGUGGUGGUGGUGGCCGGUGCUGUGGUGGGUGGCCAGGCAGGGUGGGGGGCUCUGCCUGAGGGAGCGGUGGGGGAGCCAAUGCUGGCGGCGGAGGUGGCGGGGCAGGAGGGGCUGGUGGCUGGGGAUAGCGGGGCAGGUGAUGGGGCGGUGGCACAGGAGGGGGUGACAGGAGCAGUGUGGGGCGGACAGGGCGGGACGGGGGCGGCAACUGCAGAGAGGGUGUCAGCCGAGGGAAAGGAGGCAGCCGGGGAGUCUGGGAGGGUCAGGGAAGCGGUGGGUGGUGGAGCCGUGGCCUGCGGGCAAGGGGUGAACCGGGAGGCAGUGCUGGGGUGUGAGGGAAGGGGGCCAGCGGCGGCGGGCACUGAGGGCCAGGCUGAGGCGGAACGGGAGUGGGACACAGCACGUCUCAUGACCCUGUGGCACGGAGAACUGUGUGGAGCGAUGGCCUUUGGGGAGCAGCCUAUUGCAGAAACCUCGCCAAGCACCCCUGCACAUGGGGAUGGGGGAGCGGAGCCGAGGGGGAGAGGGUCCGUAGGGGGAGAGGGGCUGUGCCCUGGCACCCAGCCGCAGCUGGCAGCUCUCGGGACAGGGGCAGUGGGGGGCGAGGACGGGCCGCAGGAGGGGACAGAGCAGGCGGGAGCGAAAGCCGAGGGGGAACAGGCAGGCCUCCGUGAAAGCACAAGAGAGGGAGAGGUAGUGGGUGUUGUGGAGAGCGCACGGAGUGCUUCUGGGGUCAGGGAGCAGAGUGAGGACAGUCCCGCUGGAGGGAGCCCAGACGCCCAGGGAGACGCUGACACGGGCGAGAGGAGCUGCAGUCCCCACGAGGUGAGUCCUGCGUGGGUCGGCUGCUGCCCCCCACGCCCCUUUGGGUCCCCAGACUGGUCCCUGUCAGAAGCAGACGAUGCAUGA